Molecule: messenger RNA, 861 nt
Organism: Puccinia triticina
Lineage: Eukaryota; Fungi; Basidiomycota; Pucciniomycetes; Pucciniales; Pucciniaceae
Exons: 5
Coding region: 1-861 (286 amino acids)
Source: RefSeq, a predicted model, not a curated record
AUGCUGAUACUCGUCAUCAGAUUGCUUUUGCUCGGCCUACUCGCCAUCCCUGGUGCCCUCACCAAGUUCCACUCAGAGGCUCCGAGCGACCAAAACCAUCUGGUCGACUGUAAGUUCUCAUCCCCUCACGGCUCGCAGUACGACUUCAACAACCUGCUCGACACCAAUUCGUGGCCGUUAAAUCUCACCACAACUAGUCCCACUCCACCGUCAACCACCACCGAGACGAUCUUGAUCUCGCUAUGCAAGAAAUUACCUUCGUCCGAUCCCGCUCAAUCUUGUCCAGACGGCACGCUGGUCUGCAUGCUGAUCUAUAACGAAAUCGGGACGGAUAGAAGGCUUGAAAAAAUCAUUCCAAUCGGUACCGACAAAUCGCCCGCCACUGUGGUAAUCAACAAGACUGAAAACAAAGAAUCUGUGCAGUUAGUGAUGCGUGGAGCUAUGCACAACAAUGUGCAACAAACCGCGAUCUUCAACUUGAUCUGCUCAGAUCAAGAUCGGAAAGCCGUCCCUUCAAAACCUACAACAACGGUCUACGAUUCAAUCCAAGGAACCUUGAAUCUCACGUGGCCGACCCCGGCUGGAUGCGCUACUUCAUCUAGUCGCAAGGACUCGUCUAGCCCUGACACAUCUUCCAACCCGUUCAAAACGUUUAUCAUGAUCGUUCUUUUAAUCUUCUUUGUUUACCUUAUCUCAGGAAUUUGGUAUAACUAUAACACGUAUGGUCUGACGGGUCUAGAUGCCCUACCGCACAAGACUUUCUGGGAAGAGUUGCCGAGGAUGUUAGUUGAUUUAACCAGAUCUGCUAGUCUUUUCGGAUCAAGAAGGGCAUCGGGAAGAGCUGAGUACACAACUCUCUGA